UCGGUCUCUGCCGCUGCGCUCUUUACCCGUGGUCGGUUGAGGAGUUUCGCGCAGCGGAAGGGCACGAUGGGGUUCAUCUUCUCUAAGUACAUGAACGACAGCCUGAAAUCUCAGCAGGACUUUAUGCUCAUGAACUCGCGGCUUCAGCUGGAAAGGCAACUACUGAUGCAGAAUGAAAUGAGAGAGAGACAAACAGCCAUGCAGAUUGCUUGGACACGGGAAUUUCUCAAAUAUUUUGGGACGUUUUAUGCAUUUGCUGCUGUAGGUUUAACAGCUGGAGCAAUAAAAAAGAGGCAUCCAGGACCUUUGGUGCCAAUAGUUCCUUUGAGCUUCAUAUUUGCCUAUCAGUAUGAUAUGGGUUAUGGGACACUAUUGCAAAGGAUGAAAGGUGAAGCAGAGAACAUACUGGACACACAAAGUGCUUUGCUACAGUUGCCAAAAGGACCGCUGAAUUAUGAAGACCUGGAGAAAAUCAGAAGAUCUCAGAGCAAGUUCUUCAUAGAAAAAUAGGAAGAUAGUACUAAAGCUGAAUAUCUGAAAUGUGAUCGUAAUACUGGUUUUGGACAUAAAUUUGCCAUUAAAAUGUUGAGAAAACCAUGAGCUUUUAUAAAAGCAAAAUAUAAUUGGUUUGCAUCAGUACUUUCUAAAGCAAGGAUUUAAUAUGUUAUGUAUCUCUUGAAAUAUCUAUUGUUGCUGUAUUGUAUUUUUCUUGUUUAGAAAUGAAAUACUGACUUUCCACUGCCUACU
This is a messenger RNA of Pogoniulus pusillus (Red-fronted tinkerbird), 747 nucleotides long. It is a transcript of the gene PLGRKT, whose product is annotated as plasminogen receptor with a C-terminal lysine. Gene Ontology annotation, biological process: positive regulation of plasminogen activation. The coding region runs from base 67 to 510 and encodes 147 amino acids. The transcript has 5 exons. Gene Ontology annotation, cellular component: plasma membrane. NCBI's taxonomy places the organism in Eukaryota, Metazoa, Chordata, Aves, Piciformes, Lybiidae. The record is from RefSeq and is a predicted model, not a curated record.